AUGUCGCACGACCUUCACCACAACAAACGUUUUCUCAUCCACCGUCGAGCUUUGCCCGUGCUCUCGGAUGGGGCAGUCGUCCAGGGCGCCACGCCUGCGGUCGAAUUGACCGCCCCGACGUUCGCCGCUGAUUCGGGGAUCGUCCUCGCUUCGGCUUCCGAUGCUUCGUCGGCGGUUGUCGGCGCCGCGGACUCGGUGGGUUCGACGACGCUCUUGACGACGACGACCACGACGACGACGACCACGACGACGACGACGACGACGACGACCACAGCUCCGGCUUCACCUUCCGCCACAGAUGGGUCUUUCGCCACCUCGAUCAUCCAGGAUGAGCCGUCUGUCACGAGUGCGCCGACGACGACCACGCAAGUUCCGCGCUGUGCCCCCUAUCCGCGCGCUUCGAGCUCUUCUGACUGAGUUUGAUCACCCUCGCAGUACGGCGGCGGCUGCAUCCGUUUUCUCGGCCGGACCGGCUUUGGUUGCUGCGAGCCAAGAUGCCUCUGGUGGGCUAUCGACGGCGGCUCGAGAUGGAUUGAUUGGUGAGUUCGAAGAGCAGGUGAACAGCUGACCACCUGUUUGAACUCGCGCUAACUGGUAAGCGUCCUUAUCUCCCACAGCAGGCGCAGUGGCCAUUGGCUUCAUGCUUAUGGCCUGGGUCAUCUACCGAGGUUGCCGACGUCGUCGAGCUCGAGCAGCUCUCACCGCGUCCAUCACGUCCGACUCGAGCUCCUCUCUUGACGGGAUGUCCGAGAAGCCGCGCAACGUGCUCUUCCUCUCCCCACCUUCCAAAGCCAAGACGACGAGGGACUUCAAAUCCUCCUUUGAAAACUACACGGCGACUUCACCCGGUUUGACAACGCCCGCAGGGUGGGCGACGUUCUCGAACACUUCGAUCCCGGGAGCGAUCCAUACUGGAGUCAGUACUCUCCCCUCUCUUCCUCAGCCGCAGCCUUCGCGUUGGUCGGCUUCGACCUACGGUGAUUCUCGUAUCCCCAUUAGUCCCACGACGCCUUCUACCCCUCCUCGAUCACCUCCCCCCUCGACUCCCUCGACUCCCCCUAUGGGAGUACCUAUGACCAUCAACCCUUUCGACGAUCGUCAUAUCUCUCCUAGUACGCCUUCAACCCCCAGCCCUUCAGCAAGGGGCAACUCGAUCAAACGCAAGUCGCCGCCGAUGUUGCCCGAGAUUCGUAUGUCGGUUUCAGAUUCCGAGUCAGAGGAAGGGGAUAUGGGUUUCAUGAGGACGGCUUUUAGGCCUAAUUAUUCGAUGGGGACAGCCGCGCCUGUGGAGGCGGCCGAGGAGAUGCUCGAGUCGCCCAAGUCGGGGUCCAAAAUCGCGACGGCGACGCCGAAGGUGUUGAGGGUCUACAACAAGGGAGAUAUUUCGGGCGAUGAGUAG
This is a messenger RNA of Microbotryum saponariae, 1399 nucleotides long. Lineage: Eukaryota; Fungi; Basidiomycota; Microbotryomycetes; Microbotryales; Microbotryaceae. The record is from the annotation of a GenBank genome assembly.